Messenger RNA from Argiope bruennichi, 705 nucleotides. RefSeq names its product sterol O-acyltransferase 1-like. The record is from RefSeq and is a predicted model, not a curated record. Gene Ontology annotation, biological process: cholesterol metabolic process. Gene Ontology annotation, cellular component: endoplasmic reticulum membrane. NCBI's taxonomy places the organism in Eukaryota, Metazoa, Arthropoda, Arachnida, Araneae, Araneidae. The transcript is spliced from 5 exons. Bases 1 to 705 code for a protein of 234 amino acids.
AUGCAACGAACAUCUGGUAUUCGCUGGGGUUUCGUUGCCUGGAAUCUUUUGCAAUUAUUUCUUAUUGUAUUGGGUGACUAUAUUGUCUACAUUUGUUUCUUAGCGAAUAGCUUCAACAAGGCGGGCAUUGAACCCAUACCCAUCACUCAUUUUGUGUGUUUGAUGGCUAUUGCAAUCUUCGCAGGUAGUAUGAUCUCGUUCGUAACGUUUUAUCCCAUAUUACACUGUUUGCCGAAUGCUUUUGCUGAAAUGCUGAGGUUUGGCGACAGAUUGUUUUAUGAAGAUUGGUGGAACUGUACUUCCUAUAAAAAAUUUUACCGAUCUUGGAAUAUACUUGUACAUGAUUGGCUGUACUUCUACAUAUAUUGUGAUAUGUACGCUAUUUUGAAAAGCAGAACUGUUGCUAUGUUGUCAGUGUUUCUGCUAUCUGCAAUUGUUCAUGAAUAUAUCGUAGCCGUUUCUCUCAGAUUUAUAUUCCCUCCUUUAUUCACAUUAUUUUACAUAGCUGGUAUUAUAUUCAUUUUUAUGACUCGAAGAAGAACCUCAAACUUCUGGAACUUUUUCCAUUGGUUUACUUUGUUGCUAGGAUAUGGACUUUUACUAGUUUUCUACUCUUUGGAAAUGUCUGCCAGGAUCAACUGCCCGAGGAUUUUAGUAGGUUUUUCCUCCUUUAACUUAGUUUUACUUCCUACACACGAAGUAUAG